UUUAGAGGCAGAAACAAAUUCAGUUCUUCAAGGCAUCAACUGAAACAGGACUCACCCUCCAAAAAGGUGAACCUCAGAGGAAUUGAGAGUCGACCUCCAGUUAAGCAGUCACUGAAGAACAAUCGGAAGUCAUGAAACUACAGAAGAAAUUUUGCCUGGCCACCUUGCUUGUGUUUGCUUGUAUUAUCCUGUACAGACAACCUCAGCUCAUCAUCAAUUUUGAACAAAUGAUGGGUAAACUUGAUAUUGAUUAUCCCAGCCCAGAUACAACCCCUGGGAUCAUGUUUGUAGAUUCCACCAAUGAAAUGGCUCCCUCAGCAUUGACCAUUUGCUCCAUUGAGUCAGCUGCUCAUGCGAAUCCUGAGAAACCCAUUUAUUAUUUCCUGGUGGGAUUCAAUGGGAAUUUAUCUGACUAUCCAGAUCAGACCACAACCUUCCAAAUUCUUUUAGCAAUGAGAAACGUCGUCCUCUUACCCUUGAACCUCAAAACACUCUUCGCAAACACACCUUUCGAUGGCUGGUAUCAACAGGUAAUUCCUGAUUUGGAACAAUAUUGGGUUCACGUGCUGUCAGAUGCCUGCAGACUGGCUCUGCUGUGGAAAUAUGGUGGUAUCUACCUGGACACAGACAUCAUAUCCUUAAAGCCACUGCCUUUCACAAAUUUCAUCUGUGCCCAACAGGAAAACCUAGCAAAUGGUGCAGCCCUGGGAUUUAGCCAACACCACAACUUCACGCAGAACUGCAUGAUUGAUUACGUCAAUAAUUAUCAGGGUGAAAUCUGGGGUCACCAAGGCCCUCUGCUCAUGAGCCGUGUAUUGAGAAGGUGGUGUAAGACUGAUGACCUGGAUGAGUUUGUUGGUGCAAAGUGCAAUGGCAUUUCUUACCUGCCUUCCACGUUCUUCUAUCCGAUUCCAUAUGGCGAGUGGGAAAAAUACUUUGAAUAUUGGACACUCGAGGAUAUCAGAGCCACUUUCGCAGAAACAUACGGGAAGGAAACACCAAGGGUGGCAAAGGACAGAAUGUGAGAACUUCAACGUCCAUCACCAAGAGUGGCUCAGAAAUGGCGCUACUGGCCAGACUGGUUCAAACCUAAAGAUUGGAGCUGCUAGACUGCAUCUGUGACAAGCAAUGAGGGAACCAACAAAAGUAAUAACUUUACUUGACUUCAUCCUCACCAAUCUACUUGUAGAUACAUCCGUCCAUGACAGUAUUGAUAAGAGUGACCACCACUUCACUUCAAGAAUAUCCUCCUUUAAAAUUGGUGGCACCAUCACUGCUAAAUGGGAUAGACCUUAAACAGAUAAUUCAAUACUGGGCAUCCAUGAAAUGCUGUGGGCUAACAGCAGUAGCAGAAUCAUACUCCAACACAAUUUGAAAUCUCAUGGCCCAGCUUAUCUCACAUUCUGCCAUUCCCAUCAAGCCUGGUUUAAUGGUGAGUACAGGACAGCAUGCCAGGAACAGCACCUCACAUAGCAAAAAACGAGAUUCCAACCUGGUGAAGCUACCAAACAGGAUUUUUUGUACACAGGACAGAAAUCAUAGGAUUGUUUGUAGCACAGAAGCCUGGGUGCUGAACUGAGUGUAAAGACCUGCCCCCAACCUGGGCACAGCGGAAUGCUCUUCGGAGGGUCAGUUCAGACUUGAUGGGCCAAUUAGCUUCUCUCUGCACUGUAGGAAUUCUAGGAAAAUGUACAAAUAUAUAAAAAAUCCCAAUGAGCUUAUCAAAACCCAAUUUUUCUGACAGAUUGCCUCUCAGGACAAAAUUAAAUCAUG
Molecule: messenger RNA, 1773 nt
Organism: Chiloscyllium plagiosum (whitespotted bambooshark)
Lineage: Eukaryota; Metazoa; Chordata; Chondrichthyes; Orectolobiformes; Hemiscylliidae
Product: lactosylceramide 4-alpha-galactosyltransferase-like
Biological process (GO): protein O-linked glycosylation
Molecular function (GO): acetylglucosaminyltransferase activity
Source: RefSeq, a predicted model, not a curated record